Molecule: messenger RNA, 4544 nt
Organism: Tympanuchus pallidicinctus (lesser prairie-chicken)
Lineage: Eukaryota; Metazoa; Chordata; Aves; Galliformes; Phasianidae
Gene: KAZN
Product: kazrin, periplakin interacting protein
Exons: 8
Coding region: 3107-4246 (379 amino acids)
Source: RefSeq, a predicted model, not a curated record
GGACUUGGUGACCUGAUGGUCUUAGUGAUCUUUUCCAACCUUAACGAUUCUAUGAUUCUGUAUCCUUCUAGGAGGAACAUGGCUACCCCAUUGUUUGUGUUGGGUCUGCACCCAGCUGCAACAUCUGGCCCCAAGAUGAUAGGGGGUUGCAGCCAGAGUUGGUGUUGUCAAGGGUAUUUGUGCUGGGCUCCCACCCCAUGCGUGGUAGGAAGGGGCCCCGAGGAUCAUCAAGCUGUGCUGACGUGGUUAAUGAAGAGGGAUUGCUAGAAUUGUUCAUUUGAAACUUUCUAGAGGCUAAAUGAAAUAUAUUACUUAAAAAAAAAUUAAAAAAAAAUAAAAAACACCUUAAAAAAGCAACAACAUCUGGUUAGUAGCAUCCGUAUUUGGAGUUGAGCUGCCGACCUUCAACCCCAUUAAAAUCACAGAUGCAGUGGAGGAUGCAAAUGAGCCUGGUGCAUUCUGGAAGGGGGGCCCGUCUUUGCAUACGUGUGCAGUGGUUCAGCUCUGCAGGUGUUGUUCUGUUCUGCCACUUCCAUGCACACUCCCAUGCAGACAUUCACAAGAGCACAGCCUCAGUGUGUGGAGACUUAAUUACACGUUGCUUAUUAGAGAUGGCCUGUCAGCAUGGUGGUUGGGCAGCCGAGGUGGCAGCUUUAUCGCCUCUUUGCAGGAGUCGUGCAAUUUCUUUGUCAUCAUAUAUGGUAAUGUAUGCACUGCAGCACGGCGUGGGGUGAGAUUCAAUGAAUAAUGGAAAACCCAGAGUCAUGUUGAAUCUAUAUUGGCCGUGCUGUUUCCCCACCAGUUAUCUUUAAAAGGCAAAUAUUAAUUUGGGGGGCUUAGAGCAGUUUUAGAGCAUCUCGGUCCCUGCAGCAGGUGCAGUUUGUUGGAAGGCUGCAAUGAACUAUUUGCCAGCACGGGGGCUGCAAGACGUGCUGUUGCAAUGGCCACUUUCUAUCCUCAUAUGGCCAUGCUGCUGAUUUGGGCUCUGGUAGAUCCCACAACACGACCUACCAAAAAACAUGCCCAAGGAAGUGCUGGUUGCUGGUUGCACUUGAUGGUGUUAGAGGUCUUUUCCAAUCUUAAUGAUUCUGUAGUUCUGUGAUUCAGUGACAUGGGUAGUGGGCAUGGUGAUGAUGGGUUGACAGUUGGACUUGAUGAUCUCCUAAGGUCUUUUCUGACUGUGAUUCGGUGACAUGGUGUAGUUGGCGUGGUUGGUGACGAGUUGACAGUUGGACUUUGAUGAUCUUAGAGGUCUUUUCCAACCUUAACGAUUCUGUGGUUCUGUGAUUCUCUGACAUGGUUAAUUGGCAUGUUGGUGAUGAGUUGACAGUUGGACUUGAUGAUCUUAGAAGUCUUUUCCAACCUUAACGAUUCCCUGGUUCUGUGAUUCUCUGACAUGGUUAGUGAGCAUGGUGGUGAUGAGUUGACAGUAGGAUCUGAUGAUCGUAAAGGUCUAUUCCAACCUUAACAACUCUUUGAUUUCUUUCUUUCCUGCCUUCCUUCCCCAGUUGCUGUCUGUGAAUGCUAAUUAGGAUGGAUAAUUUCUGUUUGUUUUCUUUUUUGCUUUAACCAAAUCCCUUCUAUUAUGAUCUGUAUCAUUUAUUUCUGCGGGCCAUUAUCUCAGUGUCAUUACAGCGUUUUAGCAGCUGAAUGAAAACAUCCGAAGGAAGCCAGAAGUCGUUAGGCACAACAUUCUGUGAUAACAGCCAUAAUUCUCGUGAUAGAAAAAAAAAUAAGGAAAAGGGAAAACAAGAAGUGUGAUGAGUUCAGGAAACAGCACAAAUGGAGCUGCAGUUGUGCAGUGACACCGUGAUGUUUGUGCUCUGCAGUCACCAGUGCUGUAGCGAGGAGUUCUACAAGUGAAUGUCGGUGGGGAGGGCUGGGGGUAAAAGCUGCUUUUUGUCUCUUUGCAUGGAUUUUACGAUUUCAGUUGUCUUUUUUGUUUUUAAGGAGGGAAAGGUCCAGUGUUUAUGUCCUGGGUAGGGAUGUGACAAAGAUGUUCCACUGAAUGACGUGGUUUCAUGGCACGGUGGUGUUGGCUUGAUGGUUGGAUUUGAUGAUCUUCGUGCUCUUUUCCAACCUGAAUGAUUCUAUGGAAGGCAAGGUUUGGAUUUUUCUGUUGUUCUCUGAGCAAUGGUUGCAAAGCCAUCAGGUUGGAGAAGUUUCUUCUCCAGAAGAGCAGUGAUGUGUUGGCACAGGGACUGGAGGGGUCACCAUCCCUGGAGGUGUUCAUUGUGGAGAUGUGGCACUGAGGGACGUGGCCAAGGGGGGCUGGGGUUGGAUUUGGUGAUCUCAAAGGACUUCUCCAACAUUCAUGAUUCUGUGGUUCAGGAGCAUGAAAUCCUUGCAGGCUGCAAGCAGAGCCGAGUUCCUGCAAGAGAAAAGAUGAGUUACCAAAAGGAAAAGCAAGCAACUCUUGUUUUGAAACCUCUCCUUGAUGCUUUUACUUGAAGCAAUGUAAUCCAACAGGAAAAGAAACUGAAACCAGCACUGGGUUUUCCCCUGCCAGCCCUGCCUAUGCCCCCGUGUUGUAACUGCAUUUCAUCAGCUGCUGUCUUGCAGUGGUCCCGGAGGAUCAGCCCUUGGGGGAUGGACGCUGCUGAGGCUCAAGUUCAUGGUGACCCCAGUUGUGCAGGGCUGCAGGAGCAGGUGGAGGUUGGGCUUUUCAGCCCAGCCUUGGAUCGUGGUAUCAUUCAGGUUGGCAAUGACCUCUCCAACCAUCAUCCCACCCCCACCAUGCCUGCUGAGCGUGUCCCUAACGAAGGUGCUGGUGUCCCAGGGUUCAUUUCCCUGUUUCAUUUCCAGCAGCAGCACAAGAAGCAUUGCUUCAGAUCCUUCCUAUACUCCAGCAUUCAGCUUCAGCACGAAGCAGCUCACAAGCCAGACUGAUGGAAUAAAACAGCACUGCACAACAGAAAAUCAACCACACGUGCCUCCCAUUGCAUGAAACGACAGGCGCCGUGCCCUCCCGUGCCUCAGUUUCCCCACCCAGCGCUUCUUUCCGCCUCCUUUCGGGUUCCUUUUUGCUUCCUUUGCAUUCCUACCCGGCCAGGACAAGCCACUCCUCCGGCGGGUGACAUCAGGCUGGAGCCCAGCGGGGCCCUGCAUGGCCGCCAUGCAGCAGGGAGUGGGGACAAGGAAGGGGACAGCAGCAGGGAGCGGGGGAACGCAGGGGAACGUGGGACGAGCUGGCUGGAAUCCCACGGCACUGCUGAGAGAGGAGGUGGCCCAGCUGCAGGAGGAGGUGCACCUGCUCCGGCAAAUGAAGGAGAUGCUAACGAAGGAGCUGGAGGAGACACAUGGCAGCAAAUCCCCCGAGGUGCUGUCGGCCACUGAGCUCAAGGUGCAGCUGGCACAGAAGGAGCAGGAGCUGGCACGGGCCAAGGAGGCUCUGCAGGCCAUGAAAGCCGACCGCAAGCGCUUGAAGGCGGAGAAAACAGACCUGGUGAGCCAAAUGCAGCAGCUCUACGCCACGCUGGAGAGCCGCGAGGAGCAGCUCCGCGACUUCAUCCGCAACUACGAGCAGCACCGGAAGGAGAGUGAGGAUGCAGUGAAAGCCCUGGCCAAGGAGAAGGACCUGCUGGAACGGGAGAAAUGGGAGCUGCGGCGGCAAGCCAAGGAAGCCACCGACCACGCCAGCGCCCUGCGCUCCCAGCUUGACCUCAAAGACAACAGAAUGAAGGAGCUGGAGGCCGAGCUGGCCAUGGCCAAGCAAUCACUGGCCACGCUGACCAAGGACGUCCCCAAGCGCCAUUCCUUGGCCAUGCCAGGUGAGACGGUGCUGAAUGGCAACCAGGAGUGGGUGCUGCAAGCUGACCUACCACUCACUGCUGCCAUCCGACAGAGCCAGCAGACCCUGUACCACUCCCACCCCGCACACUCGGCUGACCGGCAAGCAGUCAGGGUGAGCCCCUGCCACUCCAGGCAGCCGUCCAUCAUCUCCGACGCGUCAGCAGCAGAAGGUGACCGAUCGUCCACGCCGAGCGACAUCAACUCGCCGCGACACCGGACGCAUUCGCUCUGCAACGGGGACAGCCCCGGACCGGUACAGAAGAACUUGCACAACCCCAUCGUACAGUCUCUGGAAGACCUCGAGGACCAAAAACGGAAAAAGAAGAAGGAGAAGAUGGGCUUUGGUUCCAUCUCACGGGUGUUCGCCCGGGGCAAGCAGCGCAAAUCCCUCGACCCAGGGCUGUUUGAUGGCACGGCCCCCGACUACUACAUCGAGGAGGAUGCGGACUGGUGACCCCUCGCCCCCAACAAUGUACAGCCCCCAUGUGUGCACACCCAGUCACCGUGUAAUUUCGUCCCAACCCUUCCCCCCUUGUAUUUCAAUUUUAUUUUUUUAAGCAUUCCAGUAACUCUUCCUUUUGUCGUCACUUCUUUAUUUUAUUUUUUUUUUGUCGUUUGGGGGAUUAUUGUUUUUUUUUUUUCUUGUUUUCUUUCGUUUGUUUCGUUUUCGUUCCCCAAACCUCCCUCCUUUUCGACAAAACUUGAAACUUGAAGGACUGCUGUGUGUCUGUAAAUAACGGGAAUCUCGUGCA